Messenger RNA from Knipowitschia caucasica, 3369 nucleotides. Lineage: Eukaryota; Metazoa; Chordata; Actinopteri; Gobiiformes; Gobiidae. The record is from the annotation of a GenBank genome assembly.
AUGGGAAUUAUGUUCAGAGCUGUCUUUGGAAACAAGAAACAGGGUAAAGUCAAAGAUGGAAUCAAAAAGAACCAUAAGAAUGCAGGUGCAGAGGUUCCGCCCCACAUCUCUCUGCAGAGGGAAGGGGAAGACAACAGACGUAGCACACACUGUAAAGAGCGGGAUAGGAGCCACAGAGAAAGAAAACUGUCUCGUUUAACGAAAGGCGUGUCCAUUUCUCUACCAUCUUCUCCUCUGCUCUCACGACCGGCGGACUUGGCGCUCUCCGCGUCCUGCAUUCGAUUCCCAGCUCGGGAAAGAAAGCCGGACUAUGCCGACAGCUCAUCCAGCGCCUCGUGUCGCGGCAGAGCAGAGCACAGAGACCGUCACGGUGCACCCCAAUUGGGCUCCUCCGUUUCCACCCAGGAACUGAUGACCAGACUAUGCUUUUUACUGGGAGAAGUCUCGCCCAGCUCUAGGUCCCCUAUGGAGGACAGGAGGGAGAGGAAGGGGGGCAGUCCCAGCUCCACUCUAACCUGCAGCACAGCAUCCCCAUGUUCGGAGAGCCCAUGUUCCACUCUGGGCGUCUCUUCGGGAGGGAUGUGCCUGCCUCCACAGUCCCCCCACAGCAGCUGCAGCCCCUGUGGCACUCUCUCCAGUCCCACCACCCAGGCCCCCUCCACGGCUCUGCACUCCGGGAACAUCCCUGGACCCAACGCCCAGAGCCCCACCUCUACCCUGGAGAGCAAGGAUAGUGGGAUCAUAGCAACCAUCACCAGCUCUUCAGAGAAUGAGGAGCGCGGAGCAGACUUACCUAAGGACAAAGCCCCGAGCAGCAGUGUUGGAGUUAUGUGCCAAACGGCUGAAGAGCGUCACUGUGGCUCCGGCAAGGACACUUUGAGCGUCCAAUUGGAUGAGGCCUUAUAUCGAGCUGAAAUCACAGAGAACAGGACUCCACCUGCACCCAAAAGACCUCUACCACAGCACCAUGCCCAGGGGACCUCCUCUCUCGUUAUGCAGCGCCCAAAUUCAGUGGCGGCUACCAGCACCACCAGAUUGGAGGACCUAAGCUUUUUGGACAACCACCGGCCCGCAGGACAUCGAGCGUCUGUCCGCAAACACCACACAGCUGGCCGCACAAAUGACGACUCCAAAGGUAAAUUGGCUCUUUUCAAACAAGCCGACAUCAUGCUGAAGCCCUUGUUAUUCGAAGUCCCGGGGAUGACAGCAGACACUCCGUUCGUGGGCCGUGAUUGGCUGUUUGUGCGUCUGGAGGAGGUCCUGAAGAAGAGCAGCAGCUGUGAGGGGCGUGGGGCGGUGAUCGUGGGCAACGCUGGAUCAGGGAAGACCUCCAUCAUCUGGCAGAUUGUCAAUCUCAGCUGUCAUGGCCUCCGCACAGCUCCAGGACUAUCGGGGGCGACAGGCACAACCCACAGCCCAAGAUCAUCACCCAAAUGUGGAGAUAAACACACAAAAUCAGGAUCCAAACCAGCAGCUGAGUCCCAGUCCAACCUCAGCACUGGAGCGAGUGACAGCAGGAAGGAGGCUGUCAGAGCGCUGGCUGCUAAGGUGGUGGCCUAUCAUUUCUGUCAGGCUGACAACACAUACACGUGCCUGGUGCCCGAAUUCGUGCACAGUCUCGCCGCCCUGCUGGCGAGAGCACCACAGCUCACCCCCUACAGAGAGCUGCUCGUCCAAGAACCACAUGUUCAAAAUGCACUAAGUCUACGCUCCUGUGUCCAAGACCCCAUCACUGCUUUUAAGAAGGGAGUCUUGGAGCCCUUAUCCACUCUGCGCAAAGAGAAAAGACUGCCUGAAGAAGACUACAUCAUUUUGGUGGACAGUCUGAAUGAGGCAGAGUUUCAUAAACCUGAUUACGGCGAUACCAUUGCAGCUUUCAUCACUAAAAUUAUUUCCAAAUUCCCUCACUGGCUCAAGUUGGUGGUGACGGUCAGGACGGGACUUCUGGAAAUCACUACUCUCCUCCCCUUUUCGGGCAUCUCUCUGGACAUUUUGCCGGACAGCAGUGACCUGGGAGCAGACCUUAGCGACUACAUCCACCACCGCGUCAACAACAGUGCUCGAGUCGCCUCAAACGUCACCACUGCUACAGGCACCGCCCCUGACCCACUCCUGCUCAGUAAAUUCAGCAGCCACCUGUCGUCAAGGAGCAACGGGUCCGUCCUGUACCUGGAGCUCACUCUAGACCUGUUUCAUAAAGGACACCUGGCCAUUAAAGGAGGAAGCUACCUUGCCGUGCCUGUUUCGCUGUCAGAGGCUUAUCUGCUGAUGUGCCGUGAGCGCUUCCCGGACAAAGAGGCAUUUGAACGCGUUGUUCCGGUGCUGAACGUGGCGCUGGCGUCUCUGCACCCUCUGACUGACGAGCAAAUGUUCAGAGCACUCAACGCAGGCAGUGUGAGCGGGGAUCUGGAGUGGACGGACUUUCAACAGAGAUUGGAAAGUCUGGCUGGAUUCAUGGUGCGGCGGCGGGACGGCACGCGUAUGCUGUGUCACCCGUCCUUCAGAGAGUGGUUAGUUUGGAGAGCAGACGGAGAGAGCAACGACUUCCUCUGUGACCCGAGGAGUGGCCAUGCGCUGCUGGCCUUCAUGUUCUCUCGACAGGAAGUUAAACUCAACCGGCAGCAGACAAUGGAGCUCGGACACCAUAUACUCAAGGCUCACAUAUUUAAGGGCCUGAGUAAGAAGACCGGGGUGUCGUCCAGUGUCCUUCAGGCCGUGUGGGUGAACUGGAGCACAGACAGCCUCUCCGCAGCGUUGGCCUCCCUCAGAAACCUCUACACACCGAACAUCAAGGUGAGUCGUCUGUUGAUGCUGGGGGGCGCGAGUGUGACCUGGUGCACAGAGGUGGUGGGCCAUGCUCCGAUCUUGGCCAUUCAUGCCAAUCUGGGACAUUUAGAGAUGGUGGCGCUGCUGCUGGAGAUGGGAGCUCCGGUGGAUGGGACCACAGACAGCGGGAUGACCUCUCUGUGUUUAGCUGCCUCUGCGGGACACACCGACAUAGUAAUCCUCCUCUGCAAGAAAGGAGCAAAGGUGGGACACUCCGAUAAGAGCGGGCAGUGUGCGCUCGUUCAUGCCGCUCUUAAAGGUCACGCGGAGAUUGUGGACAUCCUGCUGGGACAAGACUGGGGACCUGACAGCCCUCCCGAAACAGAGCCGCACCCCAACAACGAGAGCUCCAUUGGGAAGAAGCAGGCCACACAACAGGCACUCACGGCUGCUGCGAGCCUGGGACACAUACAGGUUGUGAGGAGCCUUCUGGACUUGAAAGACGAACAGCUGGCGGUGCAGAUGGACGCUCACGACUCUCUCUGGGGAGAAACUGGUGCGCGCCUCCUCCUCUCCUCCUUUUCUGUCUUCGCUUACUCUUGA